Molecule: messenger RNA, 351 nt
Organism: Candidozyma auris
Lineage: Eukaryota; Fungi; Ascomycota; Pichiomycetes; Serinales; Metschnikowiaceae
Exons: 1
Coding region: 1-351 (116 amino acids)
Source: RefSeq, a predicted model, not a curated record
AUGUUGAGAUUUCUCCCAAAAUUCAGCGCCCAGCGACUCUCAAGAUCAGUGCUUCCGCCUCUUCGUCUUGCUCAGUCUCCCUCGCUUUAUAGUGCUAGGCCGUUUCUGACCAUAGAGCCCAUGGGAUCUUACGAACAAAAGAUCUAUGACAUAUUGAAGGCUCAUUUCGAGCCUUCGAACUUGCAAGUGAGGGACAUCUCUGGCGGUUGUGGUUCAAUGUUUGCUAUUACCGUGGAGAGCUCGCAGUUUAAAGGAAUCCCCAUGAUCAAGCAGCAUAGGUUGGUGAACGAGGUGUUGAAGGAAGAGAUUGCCCAAUGGCACGGACUCCAGCUCAAAACCAAGGCAGCUUGA